Molecule: messenger RNA, 1839 nt
Organism: Poecile atricapillus (Black-capped chickadee)
Lineage: Eukaryota; Metazoa; Chordata; Aves; Passeriformes; Paridae
Gene: EPHX2
Product: epoxide hydrolase 2
Exons: 19
Coding region: 56-1756 (566 amino acids)
Biological process (GO): phospholipid dephosphorylation; cholesterol homeostasis
Cellular component (GO): peroxisome
Molecular function (GO): magnesium ion binding; lipid phosphatase activity
Source: RefSeq, a predicted model, not a curated record
GUGGCCUGAGCUCUGCCAAAGUCCGAGGUCGCGGGUUCGAGUCCCGGCUCCGACCAUGGCGGCCCCGGCGCGGCGGGCGGUGCUGUUCGACCUUGGCGGCGUUUUGCUCACGCCGGGCCUUCAGCACUUCCUGAGCUCCUGCGAGAGCGAAUGGGCCUUGCCCAGGAAUUUCCUGCGGGACGCGCUGUUCUCCGGCGGAUCCCAGAGCCCGUAUUCCCGAGCCUCGCGCGGACACAUCACCCUCAGCCAGCUGCUCUCGGAGCUGGAUUCCGGCUGCCGCCGUCGCGCCCUUUCCUUGGGAAUCGCCAUUCCCGAGGGAUUUUCCGCCUCCCGGCCCUUCCAGGAGCUCCGGGAGCGGGCGCGGAUCCAGGGCCGGAUGCUGCGGGCGGCCGGGAUCCUGCGCAGGAACGGAUUCCGGACGUGCAUCCUCACCAAUUCCUUCCUGGACGACUCCGGCUCCGGGAAUUUCCCGCCGGCCGCGCUCCGGCGGCGCCUCCGGAGCCAAUUCCAGCCGCUGCUGGAAUCCUGCCGGAUCGGGAUGAGCAAACCGGAUCCCGGGAUUUACCGCCACGCCCUGGAGCAGCUGCAGGCACAGCCACAGGAGGUGAUUUUCCUGGAUGAACUGGAGGAAAACCUGGAGCCGGCGCGGGAAUUGGGAAUGGCCACGAUCCUGGUCCGGGACACGGAAUCCGCUCUCCGGGAUCUGCAGGAGCUCUCCGGGAUCCAGCUCCUGGGCCCAGAGGAGCCGCUGCCGACCCCCUGCGCUCCGGGUGACGUCGCCCACGGAUACGUCUCCAUCCGGCCGGGAGUUCGUCUGCACUUUGCGGAGCUGGGCCAGGGCCCCGUGAUCUGCCUGUGCCACGGAUUCCCGGAAUCCUGGCUCUCCUGGCGCUUCCAGAUCCCGGCCUUGGCCGACGCCGGAUUCCGGGUGAUCGCCCUGGAAAUGAAGGGAUACGGAGAAUCCACGGCUCCGCCGGAUAUCCCGGAAUAUUCCCAGGAGCAGAUCUGCAAGGAUUUUGUGACUUUCCUGGAUAAACUGGGAAUUCCGCGGGUGAUCCUGGUUGGGCACGACUGGGGCGGCGCCGUGGCCUGGAACAUGGCUCUGUUCUACCCAGAGAGGCUCCGAGCCGUGGCCUCGCUGAACACUCCGUACCGCCCGGCCGAUCCCAGCGUGGAUAUCAUGGAAAAGUUGGAAUCUCAUCCUGCCUUCGAUUACCAGUUCUACUUCCAGGAGCCGGGAGUGGCGGAAGCGGAGCUGGAAAAGGACGUGGGAAGGACCCUGAAGAUCCUGAUCCGCUCCUCGAGCCGGGAGGAUCGCCUGCCCGGAGGCCUCGACAUGAGCAGGGUCCGCGAGAAAGGGGGGCUCCUGGUGGGAUUCCCGGAAAACCCCCCCGGCAGCCGCCUGCUGCCCCCUCCGGAGCUGGAAUAUUACAUCCAACAAUUCCGGAAAUCCGGAUUCAGGGGUGCCCUGAACUGGUACCGGAACAUCAGAGCCAACUGGGAAUGGGCCCUGCGCGCCCGACACCGCAAGCCGUCUCUCCCGGCGCUGUUGGUGACGGCCGGGAAGGAUCCGGUGCUGGCGCCCGCCCUGAGCCACGGCAUGGAGAGAUGGGUGCCGCGGCUGCAGUGGAGGCACAUCCAGGACUGCGGCCACUGGACCCAGCUGGAAAGGCCGGCCGAGGUGAACCGGAUCCUUCUGGAAUGGCUGGAGCAGCUCCCCCCGGAUCCUCCUUUUCCCGGGAAUUCCAAGCUUUGAGCGGGAAUUUUCCCCUUUGGAAUUUCCUUUGGAAUUUUCCCCCUUUGGAAUUUUUCCCUUUGGAAUUUUUUUCCCUUUGGAAU